AUGCUGUGGCUGAAGGUGUACCUCCUGCUGGUCGCCGCAGGACUCGGGACUGCCAACAAAAUACCCGACAUAGAAGGUGGCACAGACGACGCAUCAAGGGAAGAAUACUCGGCCAAUCAGCGCCUGAACGACGGGGGCGGCGGCGCCGCGCUCGACGCCGCUCAGAUCGCAGGCGCCCUCGCGAAGGCCGCCCUCGAGGGAUUAACAGCCGUCGGCUGGCACGAGAGCAAGCGCGUGCGGCGGCAGUGGUGCAGCGUGCCCUACGCGGCCGACGGAAGGGCCGCCCGCAUGCGCCUGGCCGUGAGCGAGGGCGUCGUCAGGGGCCUCGAUUCGCUGACGCCGGAAGCCUCCUCCUUCCUGCCCAAGCAACAGCUCAAAAUGCGAGUAGUUUUCCGGAACCUGCUCAUGGGCGCCGACUUCCAGGUGCGAGUCAACAGAGUGGGCGCUGCUCCCGCCGAUGCAGCCGCUGGACACGCACAGGACAGGAUCUCUCGUGCCUGGAUUGACGCCGUCGUCAACCUGGACAGCGAAGGGUUGCCGCUGAAUUUCGCCGACUUCGAAGUGGACAGUGAAGAUGCCUCUCUGAUUCAGGCGACCAACCUCUCCGGAAACCAGUACGCGCCGAUCUACAAGGCGGCCAUCAAAGAGGGCCUCAUGACCCUACUCCUGGACACCUUGAGGACCAACGUCAAGGUCAAGUUCAACCAGGGUCUGCAAGGGAUCAAGGCCUCAGGGAACUACUCCCAGUGGCUGAAAGGAACCUCAUAGGAAACCUCUUGUGAAACGCACACUGCCG
This is a messenger RNA of Penaeus vannamei (Pacific white shrimp), 796 nucleotides long. RefSeq lists its product as uncharacterized. NCBI's taxonomy places the organism in Eukaryota, Metazoa, Arthropoda, Malacostraca, Decapoda, Penaeidae. The record is from RefSeq and is a predicted model, not a curated record.